Molecule: messenger RNA, 2897 nt
Organism: Perkinsus marinus ATCC 50983
Lineage: Eukaryota; Perkinsozoa; Perkinsida; Perkinsidae
Exons: 13
Coding region: 1-2892 (963 amino acids)
Source: RefSeq, a predicted model, not a curated record
AUGUCAGAGAGUAUUCCGCAACUAGAGGAGGCUACCGCUCCUUCGGCUCAUCCUCAUAUACUACUAGGGUUCGUAUUACUGUGGAUGGUGGCCGAAGCGAUCGCCUAUGCAUGGUACCGUCGCCGCCUCGCACUACGUAAUGCUACACCCGCUGUGGUCCCUGUGGUAUCUAGUGAACAGCGAGACUUCGUAUUUGAUAAUGUGCUCGAUCUUGGGAAGUACUAUCCAGAUGGAGUGUGGAGACUACUAAAGGGAUGGUUUCACCCAAGCUUGGCACAGCAAGACCUUCGACAAGAUAACCUCAACGAGAUGUUGGCAUGGGCUUUCUGUUACAAGGAUACUGCUGACUUGACCUCUUCGGAAUGGCAGUGGGUAGAGAAGGCUAAGGCGAUGAUUAACGAUAGGUAUGGGUAUAGUCCGAAGCCUGGCAGAGCUGACGUGACAACUGUACGUAACACUCUAGACCCCAUAGUGUCCAACUACCAUCCAUUGUCCUUCUAUUGUGGGGUGGUCCUAGCCAAGGCGUUUGGUGCUGUCGUACUGCGUCUUAGAGGAUAUCAUCAUUAUAGUAGUGGUAGAGUGUGGUAUUGGUAUCGUUCUCGCCCGGCCUUGGAAGAGACCCUUGUGGACCAGGGUGAGAGCUCGGAAGAGGUUUUCGUCUUCUUCCAUGGUAUUGGUAUCGGCCUAGUGACGUAUCUUACGAUGAUAUUCAAGUUAAAGCAGAAGACACAGUUCCUAUUCGAAAUGCCGUGGAUAUCUAUGAACCCUUUAGCAGAGGUAGUUCCUGAUGACGAGUAUGCUAUUGAUGUGAGAAGGGCCCUGAAGGACCAAGGUGUCACCAAUACUCAGAGGCUAUGCUUGGCAGGGCAUUCCUUUGGUAGCUUGCCUGUGGUAUGGCUCAAACGGCAUUGCCCUGACGUCUUUAACCGUAGUAGAGUAGUACUGAUGGACCCUGUUUGUAUCUAUCUCAACUUGCCCGAUGUUUGUCUCAACUUCCUCUAUCGUAAGCCUCGUCGCCUCUUUAUGAGGUUCCUACGCUAUAUUGCAUCGGAGGAGCUGGGGAUAGCAUGCUGUCUUCACAGAGACUUCUUCUGGAUGCAAUCUGUCAUUUUCCCGCAAGAGCUACCUCAAGGCUCGACUGUUUUCCUCUCUGAAUACGACCAUUUUUUGUGGAGGAUGCCCUUUGCUAUGAGCCCACCUCGAAGACGUGUGACCAUCGACAGUAACAGUAGCGAGUCCUCUACAGCGGCAUCCUCCAAGACUGAGGUACUCCCCUAUGAAAUCCUUCUCUUACGGGGUGUUAACAGAAGUCCCCGUGAGGUGUGUGGUCAAGGAGCACAGAAGAAGCGUCGGCAAAUACAAAUACACCGUAUAUUCCGAGCCCUAGCUACAGAGCCUACCAUAGACCUUUAUGAGCUACAAGUGUUGGCCCACUCCCCUAUGGGGUUUGUCAAUUCGGGAAUACGCCGCAGUGUAUGGUCGGCUCUGCUAGGGAUAUCGAAUGGUGGCGAGUCGAGGGGCCAGGAGGAGGAGGAGGCCGAGAUACUCUCCUUACAAGAGGUGGAGAAGUCCUAUCCGAUAAUCAAUACCAGACGUUGCAGCGCUAUGUUGGAGAACCUCUGUCUGUUCUACUUAUCCGAUUUGUGCUUCUAUCCUUUCCAACAUGCUCUUCUUCCUGGUCUAGACCUGUCCUUUGCCCUCUUGGAGGCCCUUGACCCUGAGCUGUAUCAUGCCCUCGUCGCAGCUGAUAUCGAAUCCCCUCACUUUGCUGUCCCAUGGGUCCUCACCUUGAUGACGCAUAAUCUGCCGACAUUGGAGAUGUCCCAGAGGUUGAUGGACUCGUUGUUGGUCAGCCACCCUGCGAUUAUCUACUACUACGUCCCUUGCCUCCUUAUCAUGCAUCGUGAUGAUAUACUCCAUGUGGAGCCCUUUGACAUGCCACACCUUCAUCAGUUCUGCCAAAAUCUGCCGUCAACUUUGGAUAUGCCUUCUCUAGAGCGGCUGAUAGGGAUGGUGUGGUUGUGUGUGAGGGAGGUGUUCCCCUUGGCGAAGCUAUUGAGGUUGAAGGCGGCCCGACGCAUGCCCCGUGGGAGCAGUAUCCAUAGCAAGAGGCUACUGUGUCAAAUGGGCGAUGGUAGGGAGAGGGCCAUUGCUGUGGAGAGAAGGGCUAAGGAGCUCAUCAAGGAUCAGCGGAGGUUUGUAAGCCUCUUCUCUGGAGGUAAGCGCCUCAAGUGUUUCGGCUAUGCUACAGAUGUCACAAAAGUCCUCUCGGUCACUGCGGGUUGCUUUGGAGCUAUGAUGUCGGAAGCCCCAUCAUCACGGACGACAUCGGUAAGCGAUGAUAGUAGUGAGGAGGAAGAAGGCUCUUUUGGGGAUGUAUUUGAUGCCUUGGAUAAACGUUGUCGGGAAGUACCUCUUCUUUGUAAACUUUCGGAUCUACUAGAUGUCGAGCCGGGCCUGAUAACCUCAGUCAUGAUAGCAAUGAUGGGUGGAGGGCUACUUGUGGGUUGGGGUGCCUUUAUGAUAAGUACAGCCGUGGCGGUAGUGAACCCUGCAAGGGGCAGUAUGAGGGCCAUAAGGGAUUAUCACGCAGAUCCCGAACAUGGGGCCAAGCAGCUCGAGCGGUGGCUACAAUACUGGGUGUGUCUCGGAGGCAUUAUAUUGGUGGAGUCGAUAAGCCUGAGUACUCUACUAUUUCACUUCCCUCUGUGGUACAUAGCAAAGGUGGCCCUCGUGCUCUACCUGCAGAUGGAGAAGUGCCCGGGCCGGUUAGUGUUGUUUGAGUGGAUGAGGGACAUUAUGGGUGGUAGCAGCGUUGAGAUGAACUCCGUCACAGCAGUGGCUACAGCCAGACAGUCGUGUAGUACCGAACGAACUCCAUCGUCAGAGUAGUUUCA